Rhinopithecus roxellana (golden snub-nosed monkey) is the source of this 1987-nucleotide messenger RNA. RefSeq names its product CCM2 scaffold protein (gene CCM2). The transcript has 11 exons. NCBI's taxonomy places the organism in Eukaryota, Metazoa, Chordata, Mammalia, Primates, Cercopithecidae. Gene Ontology annotation, biological process: heart development; vasculogenesis. The record is from RefSeq and is a predicted model, not a curated record. Bases 55 to 1578 code for a protein of 507 amino acids.
AGGGAGGGCUAACAUCUGGCCAUAUUUUUCAACAAAUUCAGAAGUGAAUAGAGAAUGCAUAGUAGCUGUCGGCAGAGGAGGAGGAACCAGAAUCUCUCCAAAGAAAUUCCUCAAACAGAAUUUCACACGGGGUAUUCCAUGGAGAAUGAGCCUGGAAUUGUCUCGCCAUUUAAACGAGUAUUCCUAAAAGGUGAAAAGAGUAGAGAUAAGAAAGCCCAUGAGAAGGUGACAGAGAGGCGCCCUCUGCACACUGUGGUGUUGUCAUUGCCUGAGCGCGUCGAGCCAGACAGACUGCUGAGCGACUAUAUUGAGAAGGAGGUAAAGUGGGAAGAAUCAGUGGAAGCCACAUGGGGAACCAGAACUCUUAUCAUACCCAGCAGUAACGAGGAAGGAGCCCUCCAUGCAGGAGGUCAAGUAGGGAAUCCGACCUUUGACCCCUACUUGGUGUAUUUAGGUCAGUUAACGUCCAUACCAGGAUACCUGAAUCCCUCCAGUAGGACUGAAAUCCUGCAUUUCAUAGACAAUGCAAAGAGAGCCCACCAGCUUCCGGGACACUUGACUCAGGAGCACGAUGCUGUGCUCAGCCUGUCUGCAUACAACGUCAAGCUGGCCUGGAGGGACGGGGAGGAUAUCAUCCUCAGGGUGCCCAUCCAUGACAUCGCCGCCGUCUCCUAUGUUCGGGAUGACGCCGCGCACCUGGUGGUCCUGAAGACAGCCCAGGACCCAGGGAUCUCCCCCAGCCAGAGUCUGUGUGCGGAAAGUUCCAGAGGUCUCAGUGCAGGCUCCCUGUCGGAGAGUGCAGUUGGGCCCGUGGAGGCAUGCUGCCUGGUCAUCCUGGCUACAGAGAGCAAGGUUGCUGCUGAGGAGCUUUGCUGUCUGCUAGGCCAGGUCUUCCAGGUUGUUUACACGGAGUCCACCAUCGACUUUCUGGACAGAGCGAUAUUUGAUGGGGCCUCCACCCCCACCCACCACCUGUCCCUGCACAGCGAUGACUCUUCUACAAAAGUGGACAUUAAGGAGACCUACGAGGUGGAAGCCAGCACUUUCUGCUUCCCUGAGUCCGUGGAUGUGGGUGGUGCGUCACCCCACUGCAAGACCAUCAGUGAGAGUGAGCUGAGCGCCAGCGCCACUGAACUGCUGCAGGACUACAUGCUGACGCUGCGCACCAAGCUGUCGUCGCAGGAGAUCCAGCAGUUUGCAGCGCUGCUGCACGAGUACCGCAAUGGGGCCUCUAUCCACGAGUUCUGCAUCAACCUGCGGCAGCUCUACGGGGACAGCCGCAAGUUCCUGCUGCUUGGUCUGAGGCCCUUCAUCCCUGAGAAGGACAGUCAGCACUUCGAGAACUUCCUGGAGACCAUUGGCGUGAAGGAUGGCCGCGGUAUCAUCACCGACAGCUUUGGCAGGCACCGGCGGGCCCUGAGCACCACAUCCAGUUCCACCACCAACGGGAACAGGGCCACGGGCAGCUCUGAUGACCGCUCAGCGCCCUCAGAGGGGGAUGAGUGGGACCGCAUGAUCUCAGACAUCAGCAGCGACAUUGAGGCGCUGGGCUGCAGCAUGGACCAGGACUCAGCAUGAUGGGCAGUGGAUGGGGGGGGGCACCCACACCUUCUGCACAGUCAUCGUAGGCCUUCCCAGAAGGAGCUGCCCAGACCUGCGUGUCAGCCCUUGGUUGGGGCCAGGGAGAGGCUCCAGGCGCAGGUGGCCGCGGGUGGCCCAGGUCCUCUACUGUGAAGGAGCAGGGAGCUGCCGAGGGACACGAGCCCCAGUGCGGGGUGGAAGGCUCUUUGCCUUGUCCACCAGGGCUCAGCCAAGCCCUGCAGCGUGUCCCCGCUCGGGGAGGGCCUGGUCGAACUGGCAGGGAGAGCCAGUCCUGUUGGCUGGGCCCUUGGACAGCUGUCAGUUUUGCACAUGAUGUUCCUAUUGUAACUCUCAGAGACCUUAAAAAGUUUACUGCAAUGUGAAUAAUUUAAUCUCUGGUUGCCAA